GAAGGAGUACUUCCGAUUGAAGGUAGACAUAAUAACUCCAGCUCUUUAUUUACUAAAAGUGUUACUUUCACCAUUUUUGCACCAAAAUUUGGGUAUUUUUAAAAAAAUGGCGCUGGAAUUUUAGUCUUCCCACAAUGCAUCAUUUUCAGGAGCAUUACUUGUUUUCAUUUUUUCAAACCAUUACUAACCGUUUUAUAUAUUUUUAUUCUUAUUCAUGCAAGUUAUACAGAACACCAUAGCAUUGUGGUAUAAUAAUCAUAAUGAAUAGACUAGCAGUUAUUUGAAAUAAAGCCUAAUUUGAAAGUCAAGAAAAUAAUGCUCCCAGCAUCCAAAAAGGAUGGCACUUUUCAUCAGAUCUGUGAGCAGAAAGUGUCUGCUAACAACGAGGCCUGAGACGAAUAUUGUAUCUUGUUGCUACAACUCAAAUCGUGCCAGCGUAACACGCAUCCAUCGCUAUCUUUAUCCUCGUAUGUACCCAACUGUCCUUGUCCAGUCAGAUGGUUCAACAAUAACUGUCCGGUACAAGGAGCCAAGAAAAAUUAUCCAGUUGCCAUUGGACCUAUCCAAGCUGACAGAGGCUGAGAGAGUUGCACGAGUAAAUAGACGUAAACCUAAGAAAAAACUCAUCAUAGACCAAGAAAUUGACACUAGCUUCGAUGCCAAUAAAUACCUUAAUCUAGGAAAAUCAAAGAAGUAAAGAAAACAUUGAUACUGAAGACCUUCUUUUAUAACUUAACCUAAACUCUAAUUUGUGAACAAUUACCUAUAACUGAUAUGAAAACUAUCAAAAUGGCGACUAAUGACUUAAAAGUUCCACCAAAAAUAAAGUGCAUCUUAUUUAGCGAGUUCCACCCCAUAACGGGCCCUAAGAUCACAUAUCAGGUGCCGCAGGAUUAUAUUACAAAGGAAGAAUUUGA
Molecule: messenger RNA, 917 nt
Organism: Owenia fusiformis
Lineage: Eukaryota; Metazoa; Annelida; Polychaeta; Sabellida; Oweniidae
Source: the annotation of a GenBank genome assembly